Molecule: messenger RNA, 4676 nt
Organism: Ziziphus jujuba (common jujube)
Lineage: Eukaryota; Viridiplantae; Streptophyta; Magnoliopsida; Rosales; Rhamnaceae
Product: protein argonaute 2-like
Biological process (GO): regulatory ncRNA-mediated post-transcriptional gene silencing
Cellular component (GO): cytoplasm
Molecular function (GO): protein binding; RNA binding
Source: RefSeq, a predicted model, not a curated record
UGAGCAUAAAUAAUAGGAAAGAAGUCUAAAGUCUGUUUGAAAUAUAUACAAUUAAAAAUAAAAAGGACAUUUAUAUACAUAUAUAUAUAUAUAAUGUAUUAUUUUAGAAAUAUCUUUAUAAAAGUGAAACCGAAAGUUUCCACCAUCAUUCACUUUUUUUCUUUAUUUUUGGGCGUUGUAUUUCCUCUGAACUUGAACGGCAAACAAAAUGACUUGGCCACUGUUCUCGAAACCAGAGUAACUGGAACUCCAGGGGUACAUAAGUGUGAGAUUCCAAUCUUAACCUUUUCCUGUUUCAACCUUUAGUCUGCUAUUGUCUCGAAUCCUUGCGGACUAAGUAAAGGUUAUUCCAGUAAUUUCAGCUGUCUUUAUACCUCUUGACCGACCAACUUUUCCUUCUUGAUACAUAUACAUGUAUCCCAAAUUUGUUCAAUCUUCAAUGCCCAAAUAUUUCGGUGUUAGUGGUUUUUUUUUUUUUUUUUUUCUGAUUGUGUUUGCUUCUAAUGGAGAGAGGAAGUAAUGGCUAUGGCAGAGGGAGAGGAGGAAUUGGUGGAGGAUAUGCCAGUGGCAACGGCCGAGGUGGCGGUGGUAGAGGAAGAGGUUUUGGUCAUCAACAACAACAGCAUCAUUAUCAGCAUCAGCAGCAACGUCGUGAGCACAGCCUGCGAUGGACGAGUGGUUCCAGUGGCAGCGUUCACCAACAGUAUGGGCAUGUUCAGCAUCAGAAUCAGAACCAGCAGCAACAGAGCGGUUCUUGGAGGUGGCGAAGUGGAGAUCCGAUGACCCAAGUAGAGGCUGCGCGCUCUCCAAUCGAUUCAAGGGCCGCUGGUGGGGGAGGUGGUGGCCAUGGUAGAGGAAGAAGUAGGAAUCCUGCAGCUACCCCUGCUCCGGUGAUUCAGUGCCAGACACCUUCUUCCUCCCCUGCAAAUUCAGACAAAGUUAUUCCAGCAAAAGAACCUGAUUCAGACAAAAUUGUACCAGUGAAACGCUCUGACAAGAGUGGCAGGAAUGCCAUACGAACUGCAACACUUCUUGUGAAUUAUUUUCCUGUCAAUUAUAGUCCAGAGAAUAUAAGGCACUAUGAUAUCGAUGUCAAGCUGGAGAUGCCUCCUAAGAAUGAUCUUUCUAUGAUUAGGAACCAAUUAUCAUCUGACUAUCUAUAUUUAAAUUCCAACACAGUUCGUGAAUCUCCUCCUGUAACAAACAAGUCAUCAACAUAUAGAGAAACAAUCAAUUUUUCAUCAUUUGAACCUGACUUCAUGUGCAAAGUAGGCUCAUUCUCACUUCUUUUAAAUCCUUUUCCAACAAGCAUUGACCUUGGUCCUAAAGACCCAUUUCACUCCAAUGGCCUUUUUGCCUUGGGAUUGCAUCUUUCAUAUUCAUCAGUCAAGGGUCUUGUACCUCGAACAUCGGACAGAGGUCUUAUAGCUCAGACACUUCUCUCGGAUGCAUCAAUGAAGGGUCUUGUACCUCGAAUGCUUAUCUCGGAUGCAUCAGUCAGAGGUCUUGUACCUUGGAUGCUUAUCUCGAAUGCCUCAGUCAAAGGUCUUGUACCUCGGAUGCUUAUCUCGGAUGCCUCAGUCAGAGGUCUUGUACCUCGGAUGCUUUUCUCAUAUACAUCGGUCAAGGAUCUUUUCCCUUUGUCAAUGACUGCUUAUGAUGGUAGGAAGAAUAUAUUCAGUGCAGUGGAAUUGCCAACUGACUCAUCAUUCAAAGUGGAGGUUUCUAAGGGUGAAGAUACAAUUGUACAUUCUUACAUAAUUACGUUAAAGCUUGUAAAUGAGCUCGGGCUGUCCAAGUUGUACGAUUAUUUAAGCGGAUCCAUCCCGUCGAUCCCUCAUGACGUACUGCGAGGGAUGGAUUUGGUAAUGAAGGAGAAUCCAACCAGGAAUAUGAUUUCAUAUGGGAGGAAGUUUUAUCGCACUGAACAUGAUCCUCAAGACGACCUUGGAUGUGGAAUUGUAGCAUUUCGAGGCUUUCAGCAUAGCCUAAAGCCCACCCGCCAAGGUUUGGCCUUGUGUCUUAACUGCUCGGUUCGAGCAUUUUGUAAGCAUAUGCCAAUUAUAGAUUUUCUCAAUGAACAUAUUAGAGGUUUUGAUAUAAAUGAUUUUUGGAAGUUUAGGAGAGAAGUUGAAAAAAUGUUGAGCGGUUUGAAAGUUUAUGUGUCUCAUCGUAGAACCAUACAAAAGUAUACCAUAAGGGGUUUGACCAAAGACGUCACAAGAGAUUGUGAACUUGAUGUUCAAGACCCAGAUGGUCGGAAUCCACCAAAGAAAAUUGGACUUGUUGAUUAUUUAAGGGAUAGAUAUAACAAGGAUAUUAAAUACAAAGGCGUUCCCUGCUUGGAUUUAGGAAAAUACGGUGAUGUACCAAUGGAGUUGUGUGAACUUGCCGAGGGUCAAAGGUAUCAUAAUUACCAUUUGGAUAGAAAUGUAUUGAAAAACAUUUCAUUGCCUUUGCCAAAGGAUAGAGGGAACAUGGUCUGCAACAUGGUACGAUCGGAAAUUGGACCUUUCGGUGGAGAUAUCAAUCGAAAUUUUGGUUUUGAAGUCAACAUAAAUAUGACAACAGUAACUGGGCGCAUACUUAAGCCGCCUGAAUUGAAGCUAGGUUCUCCUAAUGGCGAGAUAACAAUAACAGUUGACAAUGAGAAAUGUCAGUGGAACCUUGUCGGGAAGUCAGUAGUGGAGGGAAAACCAAUUCGGAGGUGGGCUAUACUAGACUUUACGGAUUCUUAUCCACGAUUCAAACUAUACCCUGCUCAAUUUGUUCCAAAAUUUAUCAUUAAUCGCUGCAAAAGCUUGGGUAUUGAAAUGGACAAGCCUCUCUUUUGUAAACGCACUUCAAUGGAUAUUUUCUCUCGUCUUGAUUCCCUUCGUAAACUACUUGAAAGCAUCAGCGAACAGGCUUGUCAGUUGAAAAAAGGUGAUUUACAACUCCUUCUUUGUGUAUUGACGCGAAACCAUUGUGGUUACAAUUAUCUCAAGUGGAUCUCUGAAACCAAGAUUGGAAUCAUGACGCAAUGUUGUUUGUCUAGAAACGCAAUCAGGGCACAUGAUCAGUAUUUAGCCAAUCUUGGUAUCAAGAUCAAUGCCAAGCUUGGAGGCAGCAAUGUAGAGUUAAGUGAUGGUCUUCCUCUCCUUGAGGGUGCUGGCCAUACCAUGUUUCUGGGUGCUGAUGUCAAUCAUCCUGGCUCUCGGACCACAACUAUCCUAUCAAUAGCAGCUGUUGUUGGCUCUAUGAAUUGGCCUGCCGCAAAUCGUUAUGCUGCAAGAAUUCGACCGCAAGAAAACGGAUGUGAAAAGAUUCUGCAUUUUGGGGAUAUGUGUUGGGAGCUUGUUGAAACUUAUGAACGACAAAAUAAAGUCAAGCCAGAGAAGAUUAUUGUCUUUCGAUAUGCAGUUAAUGAGGGCCAAUUUGAUAUGGUUCUCUAUGAAGAGUUAUUGGACCUGGAAAGGGUAACCAGAGGCGGCUACUGUCCUACCAUAACAAUUAUUGUUGCUCAGAAGCGCCAACAAACUCGAUUGUUUCCGAGAAGUAAACAGGAUGGAAGUUCCAGCGGCAACGUGUCCCCAGGAACAGUUGUGGACACAACAAUUGUGGACCCAUUUGGGUAUAACUUCUAUCUUUGCAGUCAGCAUGGGAGCCUUCGUACAAGCAAGCCUACUCACUACCGUGUACUGUGGGAUGAUCACAAUUUUACUUCUGAUCAGCUGCAGAAACUCAUAUAUGAUAUGUGCUUCACUAUGGCUCGUUGCACGAAACCUGUGUCGUUGGUCCCACCGGUAUACAAUGCUGGUCUUGCUGCUUAUAGAGGGCAACUCUAUCAUGAAGCGGCGAUGAUGGAAGGACAGUCUCCAACAGCAGCAGCUUCAAUGGGGGUCUUCAAAUUGCAUCCUCGCCUGGAAAAUGAAAUGUUUUUCAUUUGACAGGCCCAUAGCAUGGAAACUGUCAUCUUCAUCUUUGUGUAAAAGUGAAGAAGAUUUGUCAAAAACAUGCGCUUGGAUGCAGAUCUAACCUCCUUUUCUAUAGUUUAGUGAAGGAGUUUGUGCGUGAAUCUAUUGGUUGUUUUUUGCAUCGACAAGUAAUGGUUUGACAAUUUCAUCAGCGGAUUUACCAAGGAAAGGUUUGUCAUCAUUGUCAUCUUCUUCGUCUUUGUGUGAAAACGAGGAGUACUGUUACAGGUUCUAUGUCCUUACCUACAGUCUAGUAAAGUAGUUUGCGAGUUAUUCAGUCUUUAAUUGCUGUUUGGUGUCAACAUAUUAUAUUUGUUAAUUUGGUACCUUAUCUAGGCCUUACCGGUUGGAAAAUAUUUUGCUUUUGUUGGAUGUGUGUUUGAAGGUUGUUUGUUUAUUGGACGUUGUGUUUUAUGUUUUAUUUUCUGAAAUGGUUUGAUUGUUUGUACUUUGCUAUUUUAAAUUCCACAUCUUCUAUGAACUCGAUGGUUUUAAUUUUUUGCCCUGUUUUCCUUUAUUAUUACUUUCACCAUUUAACUAUUUUCCGCAAUAUAUUUUAACGUAACUCUUGCAUUAUUUUAUUUUUUUGAGUGUGUGAAUCGACGUAGCUUCCAUUGUGCAUGAUAGGACAGAGGGGAAGAUACUAAAUACCAUGAAACACGACAUUUGUCCAAGCAACGAAUUGUUUUGAAAUCAAUAUUGUAAAUUGAUUUGAAAUAA